GGGACUUGCCACUAGUUAGAGCUUGAAGUUCACAACAAGCCGCAGUCUUGGCUGAUAAGCAUGCGAUUUGCCUAUGUCGUAACUGAUCAUUGAUGAUCGGCUGUAGCUGGAGAUGUAACAGUGGAGAAGAAAGAUUUUGGCUGGAAGAAAGAAUGUAUUCCACUUCACGGCAGCUAUGCACUGGGGAGAGGCGUGCUGAUUUUGUGAAGUAUUGCACUGUUGCCGCUCUUUAGCACAAAUUGCACGGUGAAUAGGGUGAGCAGAUAGGUUCUUACAGAGAAAUUGCUGAGCUAGUGUAAGCUGUGGAAGUCAUUGCUGAAGAACGAAAAUACCUCUACAAUGGCAAAGGCAGACAGAAUGGCACCACAGCACCAGCUUCCCGAUUCGGAGUCAGAUUCUGAUCCGGAGGACGAGCAAGCCGUGAGCGGUGGAACAGGACAACCUACUGGGUCCAUUCUGCGCAGCCAGGUUAUCCACAGUGGCCACUUCAUGGUGUCGUCUCCGCACAGUGAUUCUUCCUCACGGAGGAGAAAGAGUGGGGCCUCAGCGGGUUAUGACUUUGAUACUGUCAACAGGACGUGGUGUCAGACUUACAAGUACGGACCACGAAGUUCUGGAAGUCUCAGCAUUGAUCCAACGCUGACCCGGUUAUUUGAGUGCAUGACCCUGGCAUACAGUGGAAAAAUUGUCUCCCCAAAGUGGAAGAAUUUCAAAGGGCUCAGACUACUUUGGCGGGAUAAAAUUCGACUGAACAAUGGGAUAUGGAGAGCCUGGUACAUACAAUAUGUGGAGAAGAGGAAGAACCCUGUCUGUGGCUUUGUCACGCCUCUGGAGGGCUCAGAGGCAGACGCCCAUCGCAAACCCGAGGCUAUCAUUUUGGAAGGCAGCUACUGGAAGCGCAGGAUUGAAGUAGUUAUAAAAGAAUACCACAAAUGGAGAAUAUACUACAAGAAAAGGCUUCAGAAAAAUAAAGAUGGUAUCUUGUCAAUGUUGCAGCAGGGACAGAUAUACCGAGGAGGCUUGGAGAAAUGGUCCAGUCAGAUGUUCCAGGAGCCCAAGCCCAUGCCAGAGGAAAGUCAUAUGUUUGAUCUGGACUGCUUCCUGUCUGACAUUUCAGACACCUUGUUCACCAUGACCCAGAAGCCCUGCCCCUGGGCUGGAGAUCGACACAAGACCUACACCAGCAAUGCUGAUAUGAUCCAGCCAGGCCUUACACCCCUGCAGCCCAACCUGGAUGACUUCAUGGACAUUCCAGACAUUUUUAUGAGCCACCGCGGUCAGCCUGUAGACCAGGCAGGUUAUGCAGAGUUUGGGUAUUUCGGAAGCGUGUCUGGGAGUGCCUUCUCCACAGUGUCUGCCGGGCCUCUGCUGCAUCCCGACAGUCAACUGACACAGGGUGACCUUCCUGCCGACAGCAGCGGUAGAAUGUCUCAGCCGUCCGCGUCCGAGGCCCUGCCAGACCCAGGCUAUCACAGGCAGCCUUUGACCUCAGACAUGGCCUUCAACCCCAGCAGUAUCACCUCUGAGCCUAAAUACAAAGGACAGUUGGACUACGGCCCACAUGAUGAAUACCAGGCUGCCAGCCUGGUCGCUGGAGCGGUACCGUACGGACAGCAGCCUUACACAAACACCACCACCAUGGCCUCUACAAACAUACCCCCUGUCCUGGAGGACACUCCCUUCUUGUAUCCUGCUCCCUGCCACAAGUACAGGUACAACUCGCCCGCGACGUCCACCGUCAUCACUCACACGGGCUCCAUGAUCAACGACCCCCAGGCGCACAGCUACCCCGCCCCAGAGAUGUACCCUCCGCCCCCCUGCGUGCCAGCGGGGUACCCACCCCUGCCCAGUGGCCAGACCACCCUGGCCCCGCACAGCGUGCACCACGGCUUCCCCGCACCUCAGCCCACGGAUGUGGGCGGCAGAGGAAAGUACAAGCAGAAGACAUCUGGGGUCAAGACGGUCACCUCAGCCUCUCCUACUUCCCCUCUACAGACCAGCUGCUUAGCUAAGCUGCUUUCCACAGGCACACAGGAACGUAAACCAGCACCAGCAUUUGAUCCUACAUUAGCUGAAGGAAAGGGUCACCGUUCAAUCUCUCCCAAUUCUCCACAGAGCUGCAGCAUGAAUGUUGGUGGGUCCUCAGCGCAGAGGCAGCAUACCACUUCCCGAAACCCCGGAAUCCCACUGCUAACACCACUGCACUGCCAAACUGCUCUUGCGCCCCCCAUAGGGCCCCUCGCUGGCUCUUCACAUGGCUCUGCUGUGUCUGCCCUGCUAAUGCAGGGAUCCCUGCCUGUGUGCACCCCCCUCCUUGUCCCCAAGACGGAGAAGCUUUCUCCAAUCCAGAUCUACAGCGGUGACCAACCCAGUUUAAUAGGUUUCCCAGGAAACUCUGACCAGAUAUCCCCAACAAAUCCCAUAGAGAAGAAUUCCAACCCACAGUCACCACACUCCUUCCCUGGGCCAGCCAAGAUGGAGCCAACCAAGACUGAGACCAGAAGAAUAACUCACAUCUCAGCAGAGCAGAAAAGACGUUUCAAUAUCAAGCUGGGCUUUGACACACUGCACAGUCUGGUAACGACACUGAGCUCACAGCCCAGCAUCAAGAUCAGUAAGGCCACCACUCUGCAGAAGACAGCUGAGUACAUCAGCAAGAUGCAGCAGGAGCGGGCCCAGCUGCACGAAGAGGCCCAGCGGCUGCGGGAGGAGAUCGUAGGCCUCAACUCCGCCAUCAACAUGUGCCAGCAGCAACUCCCUGCCACGGGGGUGCCAAUCACACGCCAGCGUUUCGACCACAUGAGAGAGAUGUUCCGGGACUACGUCCGAGCGCAGACGCUGCAGAACUGGAAAUUCUGGAUCUUCAGCAUCAUCAUCGAGCCCCUGUUUGAGUCCUACAAUGGGAUGGUGUCCACGGCCAGCCUGGAGGACCUAUGCCGCACCACUCUGUCCUGGCUGGACCAGCACUGUUCGCUCCCAGCUCUGAGGCCCACUGUCCUCAGUUCACUCCGCCUCCUCAGCACCUCCACCUCCAUCUUGACUGACCCCAGCCUCGUCCCCGAGCAGGCCACGCGGGCCGUCACCCAGACCCACCCCUCUCACGGUUAUUCCUAGCAAACGUGCCUUUCGUGUGGACCGCGGGGCCCCCCUGGCAGACGCCGCCGUCGGGCUGCUCGUGUCGGUGGCCUUCAUAUUUUGCAUCAUCAGAGUCUGUCUGUCACGAGGGGACCCGCGUGCACUGCAUGGCUGAGGGGUUCCAGUCAUCAGUUCAGUGACUGGACUGGAAGAAGUUGCGGUGAUGGAGCUUCGGGUUCAACAAAGCUGGGAAUGAGCUUUCAUAGUGAAGCGCAAAGAGUGCGACCCCUUGAUUAGUGCUGAUACAGUGGCUUUGAUAACGCACAGCUGCAAGUACACAGCUCACCACUGAGACCUUUGAGACUGGCUGAUGGCUGCUGGAAGAAGCUGGCCACAGGUAAUUUCAUCUUCCGCAGGUCCUCCCAGCUGAAAAACAUACUCCCCAACAUUCCAAACGGCUAUCUCCCAUUGUUAAAGGAAUGCUCCUGAACUGAUGGAACCCUACCCUGUGUGUGUUUAAAUAGACAAUUUUACAACCCAUCCUAUGAAUGUACAAGAAAGGAAUAGAUCCUACAGGAGUAAUGAAAGAGAUUUAUCAACAGACAGUAUACUGUUAUUAUAUGUGGUAUUGUUGUCCUCUGUUUUACUGGCAGAGUAACACUUAAUUUUAACAGAAAGGUAUUUAACUCUGUGAAUGAAUGUGUACCUCAGCUUAUUACUAAAAUGCAUAUAUGGAAGUGCAAAACUGAUACAUUGAUAUGUGAAGUUAGAGUUUAAUUAUCUAUUAAAUAUCCUUGUAAAAACAUUUUUGUAAUCAAUGCUGUUUAUUUUAGAUAGGAGUUUCAGGGUAUUGUCCCAAAUUCUAAACAUUUUCUCAGAAGAAAAAUCACAGUAUGAAUUACUAUUUGAACAUUGCUUGAGCUGGAUAAAUUAGUAUUAUUCACAGUUCUGACAUAAUAAUGAUAAUAUACAAUGUUACACACCUGGAAAA
This is a messenger RNA of Megalops cyprinoides (Indo-Pacific tarpon), 4066 nucleotides long. Its product is annotated as carbohydrate-responsive element-binding protein. Gene Ontology annotation, cellular component: nucleus. The record is from RefSeq and is a predicted model, not a curated record. The transcript is spliced from 17 exons. Lineage: Eukaryota; Metazoa; Chordata; Actinopteri; Elopiformes; Megalopidae. Gene Ontology annotation, molecular function: RNA polymerase II cis-regulatory region sequence-specific DNA binding; DNA-binding transcription factor activity, RNA polymerase II-specific; protein dimerization activity. Gene Ontology annotation, biological process: regulation of transcription by RNA polymerase II. Bases 340 to 3114 code for a protein of 924 amino acids.